This is a messenger RNA of Triticum dicoccoides, 666 nucleotides long. Its product is annotated as protein SRG1-like. The transcript is spliced from 3 exons. The record is from RefSeq and is a predicted model, not a curated record. Lineage: Eukaryota; Viridiplantae; Streptophyta; Magnoliopsida; Poales; Poaceae. The coding region runs from base 1 to 666 and encodes 221 amino acids.
AUGGAGGUGGAGGCGCUGAAUGGCAGCCCGAGCGACAGCAGGUGGUCUAAACUCAUGGUGUCCGCUGCCGGCGAUCUGACGGCUGACAUGAUCGAACGGAGUUCCAUUGAAGAAUACUCUUCUAAAUUGAUGAAACUCGCUCAUUCGGUUGCCAACUUCAUAGCAAAAACACUAGAUGUUGAUCCUGAAUUGCUGGCGGACAAAAAUGUGGUCCAAUUUGUUGGGAUGAACUACUACCCUCCAUGCACGUUGACACCUGAAAAGGUUUUAGGCUUCUCACCACAUUCUGAUGGGUCUUUCCUAACCAUCCUACUAGAGGUCAAUUAUGUUCAAGGCCUACAAAUUAGGAGACAUGGUGUAUGGAUCCCGGUGAAUCCACGUCCCUAUGCAUUGUUGGUGAAUACGGGUGACCUUCUUGAGAUUAUUACAAACGGGAAGUACAAGAGCAUUGAGCAUAGGGUCACAAUAAAUGCCCAUAAUGAACGCUUAUCGAUAUCAGCGUUUCAUGUCCCAAAGUAUGAUAGAAUAGUUUCACCACUUUUGGGAGUUACAGAUGAGAAGGUGCUAUACAAGAUAACAAAAGUGGAAGAGUAUUCAAGACUUUAUUUGUCAAAGAAACUAGACGGGAAGAGGGCACUAGAUCAUGUGAAGCUAUCACAGACAUAA